ACAUGUGCGUUUUGCGACAGGCGGAUGAAGAGUGUGUUCAUCGUCUUGGUCGUCUUUGAAAAGAGAGUCGGGCGAGGACGAGCGUUGCAUAAAAAGUCGAUUGAAUGGGGUUUUCGGGAAUACCACGGGGAACCCAACAAGCCAGAGUUGCCGAAAAGGAAUUCCCCAUCAUUCUCUUUUUCCUCUUUCCUCUUUCCUCUUUUUCCUCUUUUCCCAUCGAUUCUGUGCAUUCUUCUAAAAACACUUUGCCAUGUUUGCCAACUCUCUCAGACAGGGUCUUCGCACCGCUUCUCGCUCCUCUGCCCGCGCAUUCUCAACCAUCCCCGCUCGUGCGCCCAGGACCAACGUCGUUGGCGCGCUUGCCCUCGGUACUGCCGUCGCUGGUUAUGCCCUUUACGAGACUACCAGGUCCCCUGUCAUGCUUGAAGGCGCGAGGACUAUUGCCGGUGAGAAGGGGACCGUCACCGAGAGGUCUUUUGUCAUGAUCAAGCCGGAUGGUGUCUCCAGGCAACUCGUUGGCAAGAUCGUCUCCCGCUUUGAGGAGCGUGGCUACAAGCUCGUCGCUAUCAAAUCCCUCACCCCCUCUGACGCCCUCGCCAAAGAACAUUACGCCGACCUGUCCGCUCGUCCGUUCUACCCCUCGCUCGUCAAGUAUAUCACCUCUGGUACGCCUGUCGUGGCGAUGGUUUGGGAGGGCAAGGAUGUCAUCCGUCAGGGUCGCCGAAUCGUAGGCGCCACCAACCCGCUCGACGCCGAUGCCGGCUCGGUCCGCGGCCAGUACGCCGUCUCCGUCGGUCGGAACUUGAUCCACGCCUCUGACGCUUUCGAGUCGGCAACCAAGGAGAUUGGACUUUGGUUUGCGCCCGAAGAGUUGUCCGAGUAUGAGCCCAUUGCUUGGCCUUGGGUCAUGGCCGACAACUAGGCGUCUUGACCUCUCCCCUUUUUCCAUCUCCAUUCCUCCAAGAGGAACGAUCUGCGUAUCAGUCGUAUUUUGUUUCUGGGAAUGAUGGAAUGAUGGGACAAGUUGAAUAAUGGGGUGAAUGGUUGGAUUUAAAAAAGUGAAGAAUGAGGUGAAUGUGGAAGAUGCAAAUUUAUUAAAAAACGUACCGUU
Cryptococcus deneoformans JEC21 is the source of this 1111-nucleotide messenger RNA. RefSeq names its product nucleoside-diphosphate kinase, putative. Gene Ontology annotation, biological process: CTP biosynthetic process; UTP biosynthetic process; GTP biosynthetic process. NCBI's taxonomy places the organism in Eukaryota, Fungi, Basidiomycota, Tremellomycetes, Tremellales, Cryptococcaceae. The coding region runs from base 251 to 922 and encodes 223 amino acids. The record is from RefSeq and is a predicted model, not a curated record. Gene Ontology annotation, molecular function: nucleoside diphosphate kinase activity. The transcript is spliced from 10 exons.